Molecule: messenger RNA, 351 nt
Organism: Postia placenta MAD-698-R-SB12
Lineage: Eukaryota; Fungi; Basidiomycota; Agaricomycetes; Polyporales; Adustoporiaceae
Exons: 3
Source: RefSeq, a predicted model, not a curated record
CAGAAUGCCAGCCGUGGCUUUCCGCUCGCCAGGCGGCAUGCUGCCCUCGAGCGGAUCGCGGAACCUGGGCCCUGCACAACACAACCAAUACCAGCAAUUUGGCCGCGGUCAGGCCCCCCGGCGCAAAACAGCGUCAUGCCACCACCUAACCCUGGCAGACAAAUAGUCCAUGACACCCAUGUCAACUCGCGACAGCGCACCCGGUACAGCGUUGGCCCAUUCCUUGUGAGAGUACAUCUAUACGUGCCCCCAUGGUCACACACCCCCACGAGCAAGGCUCAUGUAAGUCAAAAGUUGUGGCCGGUGCAGAAUGCGUGCGUCCAGGAAGCACAACCUCACGGGCAAGGCUCA